CUUGCCAACUGUCAAGCAGGUUUAUUUGUAAACAAAACAAUUCCGAAAUCAUUCCAGCGCAAGCAAAUCGAUUACAGAAAACGAUAAAAGUUGUUAUUUCAAGCAAUGGCUAAAGAUUUUACUUCAGAGAACAAGUAGAAGAUUUCUUAAAUCAACGCUCAAACAAUAACACCAUGCAAUCUGAGCUACACACGAGCAGUUAUUCCACAACCAAAACGACAAACACAACACCGGUACGACACCAAGAUGGAUAUUCGUUGCAGCUUCCAGGCCGAAUCAAGAUAGAACGCUUACCACACGCCGAAAUCCAACUCAGCUAUGCAAAAAUGAUCGCCAACUAUCAAAUUAAAAGGGAAAAUGAUUCAACUGAACUAUUGCCGCAAACGAUUGCCGAUGGAACAGUGAGCGAAAGUUACUUGCUGGCGGCAAGCAAUGUGCAUUCAACGGAAAGUGCCGGAGAAUCCUCGUUUGUGAGUGAGAUUGAAAUCGGUGCCACAACGAUUGCGUCUCAGUUUGAGGAAAAUGUACAAAUCAAAAGGGAAUACAGCUCCAACGACGAAGGUUCGUUGGAGCAGCAGCUAAUAACGGACGAUCAUACCACAGAACACUUUACAAGGACAACGGAUGCAGAAAACCAGUCGCUUCCAUUUGGAUGUGAAUAUUGUGACGCUUCGUUCGUGAACCUUCGCCAGCUGAACAACCACCGGCGUAACCACCAGCUGGACAUGUGUCCCGUAUGCAAGAAAACCAUCGUUGCCCGGUACCUCAAGGAGCAUGUAGCGCUAAACCAUCCCAAAUCCGACGCAUUGCCUCAGAAGCGCAUCUACAAGUGUGAUCAGUGCGAGAAGCUGUUCUACUGCAAAACGCUGCUGAUCGAUCAUCAGCGCAAUCAUCAAACGAAAGAGUGUCCUUACUGUAAGCAGAUGGUAAAGCUGCGCGUACUCAACAUGCACAUCGCUCGGAAACAUUCGGCGAUCGUGUCGCAGGCCGAACAUUGCUCCUUUCCCUGUGAUCAGUGUGAUCGAGCGUUCGGCACAAAGGCGCUGCUCGUAGACCAUCAGCGCGAUCAUCUGUCGAAGAACUGUCCGGAGUGUGGGGUGAAGGUGUUGGCGCGCUGUCUAAAGAAGCACAUGGCCCGGAAGCAUCCGCCCGGUGGGUUAGGUGUUAAGGCAAACCGGAGCUACCAGUGUGAGCAGUGUGAUAAAACUUAUUCCAACAAACGAACGCUCAUCGUUCAUCAGGCAAAGCAUCAAACGGAGGAUGAGGGAAAAAUUGUGUGAAUGCUGUAGUUAACAAGACAUAAACCUGAAACUGUUGAAAAGACAAUAGAAAUAAACGAUUGUAAACGUUA
Molecule: messenger RNA, 1351 nt
Organism: Anopheles gambiae (African malaria mosquito)
Lineage: Eukaryota; Metazoa; Arthropoda; Insecta; Diptera; Culicidae
Product: zinc finger protein 605
Exons: 2
Coding region: 174-1280 (368 amino acids)
Biological process (GO): regulation of transcription by RNA polymerase II
Cellular component (GO): nucleus
Molecular function (GO): RNA polymerase II transcription regulatory region sequence-specific DNA binding; DNA-binding transcription factor activity, RNA polymerase II-specific
Source: RefSeq, a predicted model, not a curated record